Messenger RNA from Plutella xylostella (diamondback moth), 2982 nucleotides. Lineage: Eukaryota; Metazoa; Arthropoda; Insecta; Lepidoptera; Plutellidae. The record is from RefSeq and is a predicted model, not a curated record.
AAAGUAAUUUCCAUCCUUUUUUUUAAAAAUCUCAAAAAAUUAGUAAUCAGCGCCAUCUAUAUUUCUUUAUGUUGACCAUAUUUUGGUAGAAAAUGGUAGAAAGCUAUCACACCAUGGUAACAUUUAAAAAGUCAGAAAUCAAUAUGUCAAACUGACAUAAAUUCGUUUUUUUAUGUGUUUUUUUUGGAAACAAAGCAUCAAAAUGGUUUUUACUUGGAAAUUAUGAUUAAAAAUUGAAAUUUUGUAUGAAAAAGAGCUGAAAAAUGGAGGAGACGCAAGCGUGCAGGGUUUGCCUUGCCACAGACGUGAGAUUGUAUAACGUGCACAAGUAUGGCUUAUCCGAAAACUUACGAUCUAUCACCGGCUUUCUUAUCCAGCAAGCAGACGGUCUGCCACAAGGUGUGUGCAGCUACUGCGCGGUGUCGCUGCAGAAAUGUGUUGCCUUCCGCACCCGUUACCAUGCCUCGCAGUGCAUGCUUAAUUCUAUACUGGAGCGGGGACUGAUCUUAUCACACCACAUAGGCACAAUAGAUAGACAAGCGAAAAACCUCACAAACCCGCUAACAAUACACACAGACCACCAUAUAAUAGACAUCCAACACACAGAGAAUGAAAUCAAAGAAGAAGUCCCUUUCAAAGAUGAAGAAAACAGCAUAGACAACUUUGAACUCAAACUAGACAACAGCGUUUUCAAGGCAGAGGAUGACUACCCAUUUUUAGAUAGUCCUGGAAAUUCUGCCGACAAUGAACCGUUGGCUUUCAGAGUCAAACGAGAGAAGAAAGUUAAGAAGUCAGUGAAGAAAAAAAAGAAGGUUACGCUGGACGUAAAAGAUAUUCAAAGGCAGACAGAAGAUGCGAAUAUAGAGCUGGUUUUGCUGUCUAAACAGGAACAGAUUGAUGAGAUCCAAGCGAGGAAAGAGUCUACGAAUUAUGCGAGUGCUCUGUUUAAAUGUGAUAAGUGCUUUAAGGGAUUUCUGCAAGAGACUACGUUUAAGAAUCAUAUGGCCAUGCACGAUCCGUCGAUAGGCCCCUUCAAGUGCGACAUAUGCUCCGUGUACUGCGCGAGCGAGCGCCGCGUGCGCGCGCAUAAGAAAGUUGCACACGAGAGGAGGUACAUCUGCCGGCUGUGCAAGAAUGUGGCUACUACCAGCGAGCGCCGCGUGCGCGCGCACAAGAAGGUCGCACACGAGCGCAGGUACAUCUGCAGGCUGUGCAAGAAUGUCGCCACUACCAGUAAAGUCGGUCUAGUCGAGUGCGACAUAUGCUCCGUGUACUGCGCGAGCGAGCGCCGCGUGCGCGCGCACAAGAAGGUCGCACACGAGCGCAGGUACAUCUGCAGGCUGUGCAAGAACGUGGCUACUACCAGGGCGUCUAGUAGAGUCGGUCUAGUCAAGUGCGACAUAUGCUCCGUGUACUGCGCGAGCGAGCGCCGCGUGCGCGCGCACAAGAAGGUCGCACACGAGCGCAGGUACAUCUGCAGGCUGUGCAAGAACGCGGCUACUACCAGUCGCGGGCGUCUAGUAAAGUCGGUCCAGUCAAGUGCGACAUGCUCCGUGUACUGCGCGAGCGAGCGCCGCGUGCGCGCGCACAAGAAGGUCGCACACGAGCGCAGGUACAUCUGCAGGCUGUGCAAGAAUGUGGCUACUACCAGUCACUACGCGCGCGAACAUCAACGCUGGCACAACGGAGUCACUUACGACUGCAAGAAAUGUGACAUGUCUUUUAGAAAGUCCACAUCCUACCUCACCCACCUCCGGCUCCAACACCCCAGUGAGUACGUGUGCGACAUCUGCGGCGCUUCCUUCAUAGGGAAGAACGGACUGAACACGCACAAGCUGAAGACUCAUAAACACGACCAGGAGUUAGAUCGCGAGUUGUUCUGUGAAGACUGCGAGCUCAAGUUCAGAAACAACGAGGCUUUACAGAGACACAGAGACACGUCAUCACAUCACACCAAGACUGACGAGUUCUUUAAGUCGUGCCUGGCCUGUGGCUCUAGCUUCGACUCGGAGCGCGCGCUGUGGGAGCACAACAAGACGCACAAGACGCAGAUAGAGAAGGUCAAGUGUAAGGAGCUGUGUAAGUCGUGUCUGGCCUGCGGCUCUAGCUUCGACUCGGAGCGCGCGCUGUGGGAGCACAACAAGACGCAUAAGACAAGGAUAGAGAAGGUCAAGUGUAAGGAGCUGUGUAAGUCGCGCCUGGCCUGUGGCUCUAGCUUCGACUCGGAGCGCGCGCUGUGGGAGCACAACAAGACGCACAAGACGCAGAUUGAGAAGGUCAAGUGUAAGGAGUGCGGAUUAGUCUGUGUGUUCACCAACUACUCGGCGCACUACCGCAAGUUCCAUCUCGGGGCGACAGAGGGCGCGCGGCGGCAGGCGGCCAAGAACUACGUGUGUGAAGUGUGCGGGAAGAAGUGUUCUUCCAACUCCACACUAUCGUACCACCAGCGCUCCCACACAGGAGAGAAGCCGUUCAGCUGCCCGCUCUGCCCCAAGCGGUUCAAGGUGCACCAGCUCAUGAAGAUCCACUACCGCACGCACACCGGCGAGUGUCCCUACAUGUGCUCGAUGUGCCCGAAAGCCUUCAAGCAUAAGGCCGCGCUCAACCGACACGUUAGGGUGCAUACGGGCGACAAGCCGUACACCUGUCCCUACUGCGGCAAGUCGUUCUCGCAGUCCAACUCACUCAAGACUCACGUGAACACGGUCCACUUGAAGCUACCCGCGCCUUACAAGCGGAGGACUAAGAUGGUGGACUAAGUUAUUGUAAUAAUGGUAUAAUAGGAGGGUGUUGGACGCAGCUCACAAACCGCCAUGUGAGUGUAGUUUAACUAUCCUCAUACCAAAAAAAUAAAGGUGCCCGAACAGGUAUGGUAAGUCGAAAGGAGUUUAGUGUGUUUUUUUCUGUAAGUAGGUACUUUUGUACCUACAUCUACACUAGAAUGAUAGAGUAAUAUGUUUAUUCGUGAAAAGUGAGAAAUCG